Messenger RNA from Trifolium pratense (red clover), 967 nucleotides. RefSeq lists its product as uncharacterized. Bases 138 to 668 code for a protein of 176 amino acids. The record is from RefSeq and is a predicted model, not a curated record. Lineage: Eukaryota; Viridiplantae; Streptophyta; Magnoliopsida; Fabales; Fabaceae. The transcript has 5 exons.
AAACGAAAAAGAAAAAAAAAAGUGACAAAACUUGGCGGGUUAAGUAGCAGUUUAGGCGGCUAAAUGUAUUUCACAACCCUAACGUCUCUUUUCCUUUCCUCUCUGAACUGAACCGCCGCAGCAGCUACCUGACGGCGAUGUCUGGCGUCUCGGAUUCCAGCCACCUCGCGCUCCGCAAAGACCACGAUUCAGUUGAGAAGGAUUUUGCGAAAUUGAAAGAUUUAGUAGGAGAAGAAGAACACAUCACUGAUGAUUCUGUUCCUAAAGUCGAGAAUGAGAACGAUUUUUCGAAAUUGAAAGAUUCAGUUGGAGAAGAAGACAACACUGAUUCCAAUCCAAAAGGUAUAAAAGAUUCAGCAGGAGAAGAAGACAACACUGAUUCUGAUCCUGAAGCUCUUUCACCGCCAAAACCUAUGAAGGAGCUUGUGCCCACUUUUCCCUGUCUUGCUGAUCUAACCCGGGAAGAAUACGAUGAUAUGUUUCCCUGUCUUGCUGAUGUCUACCCAGCACAUGAACAGUGGGCGGAUUCAGAGUCUUCAGGUGAAGAUCCGAACACUGAUUCCGAUCCUAAAGUUGAGAAUGAGAAGGAUUUUGCGAAAUCAAAAGAUUCAGUAGGAGAAGAACACAACACUGAUUCCAAUCCUAAAGCUACAAUCCCUAAAUCAUAGUAUUUUAAUUAAUAUAUAUCUUGGCUGGUUGUGCUUAAUGCUGGUCUUGGGAAGUUGUCAUCUUAGCCUAGUGGGAUGGAUGAUACAUUAGCCUUUUCCGUGUGGUUGUUCUUAGUUAGUAUUCAUCCUCCUCCUUUUCAGAAACAAACAAGUUAGUUAUUGUUUGUGUCUAAUUUUAAUUAAUUUUACAUGUUUCUUGUGAUACUAUCUAUCUAUCUUUAUACCUUAUGCUUUGUUGGUUAGAACCAACUGAUACUCUUCAACAAUUCUAUUCUAAUGCUCUUGCCAAAUUUGAUUCA